Xylona heveae TC161 is the source of this 1881-nucleotide messenger RNA. RefSeq lists its product as hypothetical. Gene Ontology annotation, biological process: protein dephosphorylation. Gene Ontology annotation, molecular function: protein phosphatase regulator activity. The transcript has 3 exons. Bases 71 to 1534 code for a protein of 487 amino acids. Gene Ontology annotation, cellular component: protein phosphatase 4 complex; nucleus; cytoplasm. The record is from RefSeq and is a predicted model, not a curated record. NCBI's taxonomy places the organism in Eukaryota, Fungi, Ascomycota, Xylonomycetes, Xylonales, Xylonaceae.
CGUGAGGAUUGCUUUAGCUGCGAUAGCUGCGAGAGGACGCAGUCGCCUCAAAAACAGAUGCAAAUUGACAAUGUUGACGUAUGCAAAAGACCAGGAACUACUAGAGGAGCUUGUCAAAGAUGGUCGAAUGAACUAUUCUGAAUGGCCUGGCCUGCUUGACCGCAUCGGAUCACGAUUAGAGCAUAUAGUUCAUAAUGAAUUUCCAAUACCGAAAUUGCCCACACCUGGCUCACACCCGCCAUCAUCUCCACCGCAACAUGCUUCAGAAGGCGCCGAUACCCUAAAUACUACCUCAUCCUCCCAGGACUCUCAAACGACAGAUAAAGAAAACGCGCCCCCGCCAGCCAAACGCCCGCGAUUGCCAUCGAAUAGCCAUCCGAAUCAAAGACCGACUCUCGACCAAAGCACGUCCGUGCAGCCUCCAGAAGGCACCCUUCCCCCGCAACUUCUUUCUCUCCUCACAUCCAUUCUCCACACUCUACAAACAAACUUCUCCAAAACCCCGCCGCACACAGUACAGCGUCUUGCAGAGCUCCUUCUCCAGCCGCGGGCACACUACCGUACCCUGCCAUCUUACCUCCGUGCUCUCGACCGCGUCGUAUCUGUUUCUUCUGGCGCAGAUAUCUUCCCCCUGCCACAUGCUGUGUUCCCGAAGAAUGGCGACGCAAACAGCGUUCUUAACGGCAUUGCACCACCAGUCACCAACACCCCUAUGAUGACUGGUGCAAUAGGCAGCGAUGAGAGCCUUGGCGGCGCACUGCUUACGCCUAUUCCGUGGCUGCAAAACGUCUCUGUUACCCGGGACGCAGCCGACGACGAGGACCUCGACACCACCGAGACGGGUGGCGCCAGCGACUUAUUAAAUACUGAAAAUGCUGAAGGUGCCAGCACUGGAGCAGGCAACCAUAUUGAGGACAUAUCCAACGGGAUUAGCCAUUCGCGCCGUGACCAUGGAGGCGUCACUCAGGGCGAACUUCUGCGCCAGGAACAAGAAGCUGGCGUAAUACCCGUAUCUCAAACUCGAAACCCCAUUGCGCGUGCGCGCAUGGCGUCCAGUGCCACAGGAGAAUCUGAAACCGCGCCCGUUGGCGAAGGCGGGGAAGACGAGCUCCCGCACGCGCGGGGCCCAGAAGAAGUCGGCGUCGAAGACAUGGGUCCGCAAGAGCGCGCGCCCGGUGCCGGAGCAGGUUUCAGUGUCGAGGCUGCUCUCGGAAGAAGCGUGCCGACUUCUACCACGGAGUUGACGCCUACACAGACAACUACGGAGCAGCACUCCGAAGGCGCCAAUAAGCCCGAGCAACAACAAACUUCCACGGAGGCCGAGUCCCAGUCCGCAAAAGACGAAGAAAACCUAUCAAAGUCAAGCGCGGAAAAAGAAAAAGACGGGAACGAUGGGAACGGCGAUACAGUCAUGGUCACAGAUCCAGAUGGGAAGACAGAAGAAGGCGAACAAACAACAACCUCGACAACGACUAGGGGUGAUGCCACGGGCGACAAUGAAGGUCCAGACGCAGUUGAUACCACUAUGCGAUGAUGAUUAAUGACCAUUACCUUUGAAUAUACUACGAUAAAAUUAUUGGCCCUUUUCUUUUCGUCCCUUUUGACAUCCUUCUCAUCUUUUUCAUGGGCCAGGGACCGAUUGACAUCCCUAUUCAAAGUGUAAUUUUCUCCAUCCCUAUUAUUUAUUUAACUUGAAUCCUUCCAUUUUCUCUGUUCUGUCUCAAUCGGGGCAAAAAGUGAUAAGUGACAGAUCGUUAAUAGCAAUGAGUAGUCGCUUGGCACGAGUGAGCGUUUCUCUGCCUGGGCCCUCGCUGCAGUACCAUGAGUACGGGUUACUAUCACACUAAUGCAUUUCAUUCAAUUCAUCGCUAUUAUCCCAUC